Molecule: messenger RNA, 2102 nt
Organism: Ipomoea nil (Japanese morning glory)
Lineage: Eukaryota; Viridiplantae; Streptophyta; Magnoliopsida; Solanales; Convolvulaceae
Product: putative UDP-rhamnose:rhamnosyltransferase 1
Exons: 1
Coding region: 234-1658 (474 amino acids)
Molecular function (GO): UDP-glycosyltransferase activity
Source: RefSeq, a predicted model, not a curated record
GGUAGAGUUUAAAAUUAUAAUCAAGAAAGGCAAUGUAAGAGUAAGACUACGAAACAAAGAUUGUGAGUGUUGUUUACCUAGCAGGAUGCAUGCAAAGAAAGUGGCUGGUCUGAUAAGAAACCACAUAAGUCUACUUAAACGGCAGAACCAGACAACAUAAGUAAUCACAGUCCUAUGUUUCCAACAAACAAAUAGGGAUCAAGUUGGAGAGUUUAUGGUUUUAGAACAUCACCAUGGCUGCCGAGCAGUGUCAUGUGAUGAUAUUCCCGUGGUUGGCAUUUGGCCAUAUGCUCCCGAUGCUCGAAUUUGCCAAGAAAUUAGCCGCUAAAGGUUUCAGAGUUUCCUUUGUGUCGACCCCGAAAAACCUGCAGAGAUUGCCCCCGAUUCCUGCGAGUUUCACGGAGAGAUUAAGCCUGAGAGAGAUCGCGUUGCCCUCGGUACCUGGUUUGCCGGAGAAUUGUGAGGCGACUGUUGACCUCGAGCAGCAAGAGCAGGUACAGUUCUUGAAAACGGCGUAUGACAGGAUGGGCCCGCCAUUCGAGGAGCUCGUGAGACGGGACUUGCCCGAGCUGAUCCUCGUCGACUUUGCUACUCACUGGGUUCCUGAAAUAGCAAAAAGAUAUGGCGUGGCUACGGUAUUCCUAAGUGUAUACACUGCAGCAACAUUAGCGUACCUGGGAUCCCCCGAGGAGUUGAGAUCGGGAAAACUGCGCCCGAGCCCCGAACACUUCACCGUCCCGCCCGGUUGGUUCAACUUCCACUCCCUGGUGGCCCACCGGCCCGAUUACGCACCGACAAUGAUGCGGAACACCCACACCCCGGAUGCAUCGGGCGUGUCGAGCGGGCAGCGCCUGUCUAGUGUCAUCGAGGGAUGCGACUUUGUCAUAGUUAGAAGCUGCAAAGAGUUCGAAGGAGAAUAUAUAGAUCUCCUCGAGAAACUCUACAAAAGGCCAGUGUUAGCUAUAGGACUACUUCCACCGAGGCUAAACUUAAACACCGCCAUUCAGCCCGGAACCAAUUCAUCGAGCUGGUCUGAAGCGUUCGAAUGGUUGGAUAACCAAAGACCGAAGUCUGUGGUCUUUGUCGGUUUCGGAAGCGAGUACAAGAUGCCUAUUCACCAAAUCCACGAAUUGGCUUCUGCACUGGAGCUUUCCCGGAUGCCUUUCCUAUGGAUUCUGAGGAAACCGGGAAUAGAUAACCCCGGUUACCCCGCCCUGUUGCCUACGGAUUUCGUUAACAGAACCUCAAACCAGGGCAGAGUUAUCCUCGGUUGGGCUCCUCAACAGAACAUACUCGCCCAUCCCGCCAUUGGCGGGUGCCUGUUCCAUUCCGGGUGGGGUACGAUAAUUGAGUCCCUUGGAUUCGGGCACCCACUCAUCCUGCUGCCAAUGGUAGCCGACCAAGGACUCAACGCUAAGCUGUUAGUCGAAAAGGAAAUAGGGUACGAGGUUCCUAGGAGAGAAGACGGCUCCUUCAGCCGGGACAUGGUAGCCAACUCAAUAAGAUCGGUAAUGGCAUCCCGAGAGGGAGAAGGAAUAAGGCUGAAGGCCGCUCAAAUGGCAAACAUAUUUGGCAACCACAAUCUCCACGACAACUACAUAGAUCAGUUCAUUGAGUAUUUCCAAUCAAAAAUUUUAACACAAUGCAAAAGAGGCUAGAACACAUGCACAAGUACACAAAUAUUAUUAAAAAAAAAAAAAAAAAAAACAAUAAGACAUAUUAAAUCGAAUUGAACGUUUAUAUAUUAUUGAAUAAAACGGGCUUAAAUGCAUAUAUAUAUAUAUAUACACUACAAAGCCAAGAGAUUAUAAUAAGUCCGAUUCCCACCAAAAGCACCAGUGAAAAUCAAAUUCUGUAGUACUAUUUAUGAAUUGAAUACACAAAGCAGUAUAUUUACAGUGUCGAGAAAGAGCCGCCAAAUAAGAGAUACGGGGAAGGCUGAGAAUUUCAGAAACGGUAGAAUAGAGAAAUGCAAUGUUUGUGAUCAUCCAAAUACUAAGAUUAUGUCAAAACCUGCUGUUAGCCAAACAUCGCCAUUUAGCAGAAACCGAGCUUUCUGUAUCUGCAACUCAGCUCAAAGGGCUCUAUGAAAUUCAUCUACA